GUAUAUUUGAAUUUUGAGCUAAAAUUCAAAACAAAUCUAAAUUCAACUAUUAAAAACAAACAAUUUAAAUAAAUAGGAAUAACGGUGUCAGUUUUAUUAGCUAUGAUUUUCUGAUUUUAAUUUCUUUUAAACUACACAUAAACCAAUUUCAAGGUUCAAAAUGAAAGUGGUAAAAUCCAAACCUUUUUUAAAAGUUUUAUUAUUCAUAAUAUAUAAAAAAAAUAAUUUGUAUUUUAUGCAAUUUACAGUAUUGUUUAAGCGAAGAUCCAAACAAACCAUGUUUUGUAAUCAAAUUAAAAUCAGUUUCCAUAAUGUUAGACUGUGGCCUAUCAGCUCACAGUGUUUUGAAUUUUUUACCUUUAUUUCCUAUUCCAGACUGGAAACCAAAUAAAGCUGCUGCAUGGAUACCUAAGAAUUUCUCUGACCCACAAAUUGAAGGGGUAUAAUAUAUUUGCUUUAAUUAUUUAUUAUAAAUACACAUCUAUUAACAAUUAGUUUUAUAGGAACUUAAUGAAUGUAUGACUAAUCAAGUACUAGUUAAUUCUGCACCAGAAUUUAUGACACCUUUAACAAAGUUGGUUGACUUUGCUGACAUUGAUGUAAUAUUAGUAUCAAAUUAUAUGACCAUGUUGGCUUUACCAUUUAUUACUGAAAAUACAGGUUUCAAAGGUGUUGUAUAUAUGACUGAACCAACUUUACACAUAGGAAAGUAUGUUAUUACAAAUAGAUAUUUAAUUAUAACCAUUUCUUUAAUUUGGAUUUUUUUUUUUAGAUUAUUUCUUGAAGAGUUAGUUGAUUUUGUUGAACAAUCACCAAAACCUAAUGUAGCUAAAUAUUGGAAAGAAAUCUUACAUUUAUUACCACCACCAUUAUGCAAUAGUUUUAAACCUCAUACUUGGAGACAAUUGUAUAGCCUUGCACAGGUUCAUUCUAGUUUGACACGGGUGCAAAUGAUUAGCUAUGAUCAAAAAAUUGUAUGACCUUAAAUACCAAUUUUUAUUUUUAAAUAUAAAAUACAUUGUUACAAAUUGAUUUAGGAAAUCACUGGAGCGUUGACAGUAACAGCAGUUAGUUCUGGUUAUUGUCUUGGUAGCAGUAAUUGGGUUAUAUAUUUGGAAAGCAAGAAAUUAGUUUAUGUUAGUAAUACUUCAACAUUAACAACUCAUCCUAGGUAUGAUAUUAAAAUCAAUCAUUUUAGAGAUUUACAAUGAUAAUUAUUUACUAAAUUAUAUGUUUCAUUUGUCUUAUUUAGGCCUAUGGAUCAAGUGAAUUUAAAAAAUGCUGAUAUUAUGUUACUAAGUAGUUUAACACAGGCGCCUGCUGCUAAUCCAGAUUCUAUGCUUGGUGAACUGUGUUUAUCAGUUGCAGUUACAUUACGUAAUAAUGGUUCAGUUCUUAUCCCUUGUUAUCCAUCAGGUGUAGUUUAUGAUUUAUUUGAGUGUUUAUCAUCUCAUUUGGACAGCACAGCUUUAGGACAGAUUCCAAUGUAUUUUAUUUCUCCAGUGGCUCAUAGCUCUUUAGAAUAUUCCAACAUUCUCGCAGAAUGGUUAGUAAUAAUAUAUUAUAUUAUUUAUAUAUAUAUAUUUUAAAAAUACAUAUGUACAUGUUUAGGCUAUCACAAUCAAAACAAAACAAAGUAUAUUUCCCAGAAGAACCAUUUCCACAUGCACAAUUAGUAAAAUCUGGUCGUUUAAAACAUUUUAAACAUGUCUAUACAGAUGACCUAUGGAAUGAUUUAAGACAAGUAAAAAUACAGUCUAAUAAAAUUUAUUUCAAACUUUAAUGUUAAUUUAUAUUAAUUUUUCUUAAGCCAUGUGUUGUAUUUUGCGGUCAUCCUAGUCUGCGAUUUGGUGACGUAGUGCAUUUUGUAGAAUAUUGGGGUACAAAUCCUCUAAACACAAUUAUAUUUACAGGUAAUAAUUAUUAACUAGAUUUUUUAUUUUUAUAGAUUUAUCGAUACAUAUACAUUCUUCUAUAAUCAUACCUUUUGUUUUAGUUAAUUGAAAGUAAUCAUCAAUUUUGAACAUUUCAGCUAUCCUUUUAUUUAUUAUAUUCAUGAUUAACAUUUGUUGAUUAUCUGAUUUUGUUUUAAUAAAUAGAUUUGGUAUCUAAAAACAUUUAAAUUUUCAUUAUAUAAUUUCGAGUUUUACUUUACAGUAAUUUACUAACUAAAAUUCAGCAAAUGAUGUUCACAUGUCUUCUAAUUUUGAAUUUAUAAAUUUACAUUCCAGAUAAAUUUAACACCGUUUAAUUAAAACAAAUAUAUAGACAUGUGAUUUACGUUUGAGAAUUAUUAUUUACGUAAUUAUUAAAAAAGAAUUAAAACUCAUACCAUUAUAUUAUUUUCUCCAGUUUUAAAUCUUAAUCAAUAUUUGUAUAUUCUUUAUCAUGUAUUGGCAUUAUUGUAAUGGUGUAAUAGAUAUGAAAAUAAAUAAUUUCAUUAUGACAUGGUGUAUUGAUACACCGUUUUAUGAAAAACAUUUUCAUAAACACCCAUUUGUAUUUUAUUAUUUUAGAACCAGAGUUUCCAUAUUUAGAAGCCUUGGCUCCGUUUCAGCCACUUUCUAUGAAAGCUAUGCAUUGUCCAAUCGAUACGAGUAUGAAUUUCACACAAGCCAAUAAAAUGAUAAAAGACCUUAAACCAGUUGUGUUAAUUCUUCCUGAGCGAUAUGCAAAUCCACCUACUGGGUUCAAUCAUAAAAAUGAAUUUGUUAUUGAUCAAGUAUGUUUACAAAUAUCAAUAAUAUAUAAUUACACAAAGUAAAAAAAUGUAACAAGUACUUGUAUCAUAUUUAGACUGAUAGGAAAGUAUUAACUAUAAAAAGAGGUGAAGUAAUAUCAGAGAAACUUGAUAUAAAAACAGUUAAUGUACCAUUCACAACAGAAAUGGUAGUUAAUAUAACUCUUAAUGAAUUACAAUCAGGAUUAAAAGCAUCAAAAUUUACAGCUAUUUUGGAUACAAAAGAUAAUAAGUAUAAAUUAGAUGUAUGUGUAAAUUAAUUUUUAGUAUAGUAUAAUUUCAUAGUACCUAUUGAUGUAUUUUUUUUUAAUAGAUUUUAAAAGAUGAAGUUUUACUAAAUAAGUCAACUGAAUCUGAAUUUGAUUUAUCAAAAACAUUAAUUAAUAAAACUUACGAAUGGGGUCAGCUGGAUAUAGAUAGAUUUUUACGAGCAUUGACAAAUGAAGGAGUGAGUGAUCCCAAAAUUGAACACAAUACACAUGGUUACACAAUACAUCUUGUAAGUUCAGAACCAAUUGUUAUUUUAUGUUUUAUGGCUAAUUAAAAUUAAUAUUAUUUACUUACUCUUAGAAAUCAGAAGAUACAUUAAUUCAAGUGGAUGAUAAAUCUACUCACAUAUUUUGUGGAAAGAUGGAUAAGAAUUGGAGACUUAAACUAAGAACUAUUGUAAUGGACUGCCUUAAUUCUUUUUGAACACAAUAAUGAAUAAAUAAUAUUUACUAUAUAGUAGUUGUCAGGUGAAAAAUUGUAAAUACUAGUAAAGUACAUAACAAAUUACUUUAUAAAUAUUUACUUCAUCGCCAAGAAACAUACUACAUUUAUUUUACAAAUUGCCAAUAACACAAAAUAUAUUUAAUUAGACACCAAUUCAAUUUGUUUGUAUUUUUUUCGAAAAUUUGAAACAGAAUCUUUGAACAAUAUUGGAUCUAAUCUCACAUAUGACUGAAGCAAUGGCAUAUAACCAAAAAGUGCUACAAAAGUAUUUAAACAAGUUUGUCUUUGCAUAAAGUGGUCUGGAUCAUUCCAAGGUGAUCUAAAAAAACAUAUAAAUUAAAUAAAUAUAUAAAAUAGUAUGUAA
Molecule: messenger RNA, 3818 nt
Organism: Cinara cedri
Lineage: Eukaryota; Metazoa; Arthropoda; Insecta; Hemiptera; Aphididae
Source: the annotation of a GenBank genome assembly